CCUCCUUCGCCCUCCUCCCUCCCCCGGGAUAAAGCGGCGGCCCGGGCGCCGCGGCCGGUCUCUCCCAAGCCGGUCCGGUCGGGUUAUUAUGGCAGCGCUUGGAGCCCUAGUGAAGAAAGUGUGGAGUAUCCGCCGCUACCUGGUGCUGCUCUGCACCCCGCUGGUGCUGCUGCCUGUCCUCUUCAGCCUGCCCCCCAAGGAAGGAAAAUGCCUCUACGUAAUUCUGUUGAUGGCCGUAUACUGGUGCACCGAAGCUCUGCCCUUGUCUGUGACUGCUCUACUUCCCAUAAUUCUCUUCCCCUUCCUCAGUGUCCUCCCAGCCAGCAAAGUUUGUCCACAGUAUUUUCUAGACACCAACUUCCUCUUCCUGAGUGGUUUGAUCAUGGCGGCUGCCAUUGAAGAGUGGAAUCUGCAUCGCAGGAUCGCACUGAGAAUCCUUAUGUUGGUGGGAGUCCAGCCGGCCAGGCUUAUUUUAGGAAUGAUGCUAACAACUUCCUUCCUGUCCAUGUGGCUGAGUAACACAGCCUCCACCGCUAUGAUGCUGCCCAUUGCAAUGGCUGUUCUGAAGAGCCUCUUCGGAGACAAGGAAACAUCUCGGGAUCUCAAGAGGGAAAAUGAGGAAAGCCAAGCCUCUGUACAUCAGAAUAAACUUCACGCAGUGCCAACUGAGAUGCAGCUUCUAGCAAAUGUUGAUGAAAAAGACUUGACAGAGGAGAAGGAAGUCACAAUUGAAGUUUCCUCAGACAUACAGAAGGAGGAAGAGCACAAGAAGAAUGUAUGGAAAGGCUUCCUCAUUUCGAUCCCUUAUGCAGCCAGUAUUGGUGGAACAGCGACGCUGACAGGAACUGCCCCAAAUCUCAUUCUUUCAGGACAACUCAAGAGCUUUUUUCCAGGGUGUGACGUUGUGAAUUUUGGCUCUUGGUUUGUGUUUGCCUUUCCCUUAAUGCUGCUGUUCCUUUUUUUCGGAUGGCUCUGGAUCUCAUUCCUUUAUGGAUGCAUUAGCUUGAGCUGGAGAAAAAAGAAAUCGGACAUCAGAGCUGAUGCAGAAGCCAGAGCCAGGACAGUAAUAAGGGAUGAUUAUCAGAAGCUGGGACCAAUAAAGUUUGCUGAACAGGCAGUAUUUGUACUUUUCUGCUUAUUCGCAAUCCUGCUAUUCUCUAGAGACCCUAAAUUCAUCCCAGGCUGGGCAAGCUUAUUCACACCAGGGUUUGUCACCGAUGCUGUAACUGGGGUCACAAUAGUGACGAUAUUGUUCUUCUUCCCAUCAAAAAGGCCGUCCCUUAAAUGGUGGUUUGACUUGAAAGCGCCAAACACAGAGAACCAACCCUUGCUGUCUUGGAAAAAAGCCCAAGAAAGUGUACCAUGGAAUAUAAUCCUAUUGCUUGGAGGAGGUUUUGCCAUGGCAAAAGGAUGUGAGGAGUCUGGCUUGUCUGUCUGGAUUGGAGGCCAGCUUGACCCCCUGGAGAACCUUCCUCCUGCUGUAGCUGUUAUUCUCAUUACGGCAGUGAUCGCGUUAUUCACAGAAUUUGCAAGUAACACAGCCACAAUCAUAAUCUUCCUGCCUGUCCUGGCAGAACUGGCAAUUCGUCUGAAAGUGCAUCCCCUCUACUUAAUGAUACCAGGAACCAUAGGGUGCUCAUUUGCUUUCAUGCUUCCAGUCUCUACACCCCCAAAUUCAAUUGCCUUUGCUUCUGGGCACUUACUGGUUAAAGAUAUGGCAAGGACAGGUCUGCUUAUGAAUCUGAUGGGAGUUUUGUUUCUGAGUCUGGCUAUCAACACUUGGGGCAUGAGCAUCUUUCAGCUGGGCAGCUUCCCUGACUGGGCCAACAUCCAUUCAGAAAACACUACCCUGCUGGUGGGUGUGCAGAACGUCACUCUAAACUCAAUGAGUGAAUUAUGAACAGAACAACCUUGUUGCGGGAGGAGCGCUCCCCCUUCAGAUUUGGGUACUGAAUUAGAUCCACAGCAAGUACAAGAACGCACAGGUGAUGGCAUAGUUGAUACCCCUCCUUAUACAGGACUGCCAUGUUCCUUUUAUGUUCGUUUUUAUAAAUAUUGGUGAGUACUCAUUGGAUAAUCGUUUUGUGCCUUGGAAGACUCUCUCCACUUUCAUACCAAAAACCUCCCAUCAGGCAGUUCUUAGGUAGGUUUAGACCUCAGUGCUGCUUUGAAUUCCACCCUUUGAGUGUGAAUCGUAGGACACUGUGUGUAAAUAAACAGUGACAGUGAACUGCAAGCCCUCUGCAAGUAGCUGCAGCAGAUUCUG
Molecule: messenger RNA, 2266 nt
Organism: Lacerta agilis (Sand lizard)
Lineage: Eukaryota; Metazoa; Chordata; Lepidosauria; Squamata; Lacertidae
Gene: SLC13A3
Product: solute carrier family 13 member 3
Exons: 13
Coding region: 89-1900 (603 amino acids)
Biological process (GO): citrate transport; monoatomic anion transmembrane transport
Cellular component (GO): membrane
Molecular function (GO): succinate transmembrane transporter activity; citrate transmembrane transporter activity; sodium:dicarboxylate symporter activity
Source: RefSeq, a predicted model, not a curated record